Arachis stenosperma is the source of this 5432-nucleotide messenger RNA. RefSeq names its product protein transport protein SFT2. Gene Ontology annotation, cellular component: membrane. NCBI's taxonomy places the organism in Eukaryota, Viridiplantae, Streptophyta, Magnoliopsida, Fabales, Fabaceae. The record is from RefSeq and is a predicted model, not a curated record. Gene Ontology annotation, biological process: vesicle-mediated transport. The coding region runs from base 211 to 843 and encodes 210 amino acids. The transcript is spliced from 4 exons.
AUCAAAUCAAUUUCUCGUAGCAGGAAUCGAGAGACCAAACUAUGAUUCUUUAGCAGCUAAUCCAGCGUAUAAUAAUUAAUCAGUUAACCCCUGAUCAUUGAUUCCAAAUUCCACUUAACAUAUCCGAAAAUAAAACUCAAAAACACAUUACAGAAUAAACAAUCUUCUUCGAUUUCUCUCUCAAGUUCGAAAAAGGAAAAAGAAAAAAAAAUGCAGGGUUGGUUUUCGGGACAAAGCAGUAGCAGCGGCGACGAUCAGAUGCAAACGUCGUCGUCUUUGUUGGCCGAUUGGAACUCAUACGCCGCCUCUCAGGAAUCCUCCACUUUGAUGCCCUUUGAUAUUGAAUCCGCCGUUAGGUCCGCCAACGAAACCGUUUCAGGAACCUUUAGCGUGGUUUCUAAAGGCGUGAGAGAUUUACCAGGAAACUUCCAGUCUGCCACUAGUAAUGUUCCUUCCGGCAAAUCGCUCGUGUACUUUGGUUUGUUUCUGGCAAGUGGGAUAUUCUUCAUUUUCAUAGCAUUUACAUUGUUCCUGCCCGUAAUGGUGGUUAUGCCCCAGAAGUUUGCUAUUUGCUUUACACUUGGAUGUGGAUUUAUUAUUGGAUCAUUCUUUGCUCUCAAGGGUCCAAAGAAUCAGCUUGCUCACAUGUUGUCAAAGGAGAGGCUUCCUUUCACAUUGGCUUUUAUAGGCAGUAUGAUUGGUACCAUAUAUGUAUCAAUGGUGCGCCAUAGCUAUGUUCUUUCUGUGAUGUUCUCCGUUAUACAGGAGCAGGAGGAAGAGGUCCUUGGAGAAGUUCUUCAAACUCAUCAUCAUCAAGAUAAGGAAUUGCCAAAGGAUCCUUAGAGGCACCAACAACUCUAUUACCACUUGCUCCAUCAUUUAAAUCAGGAUCUGAGAUUAGAGCAUCUAAAUCUUCUUCUUCUCCAUCUUCGUCAGCAACAAUCCACUCUUCAUCAGAGUCCAACUCAUCAAGACUAUAGUCAUAAUCAAGACUUCUUCUAGUUUGUUUUUUCUUUGCUAAUCUUGAAUUUGUCAUCACAAACACAACAUCAUUCAUGGUUUUAGCUUUCAAACGGUUUCUCCUUUUUGUGUGAACCUUUCAAAAGUAGAUAAAAAAUAUUAGACAUUAAUCAAACAAUAAGAUAGAAUUGAAGAAUUAACAACCAAAUUUAUAAAAGUAAAAUGUAAUUUAUAUUUAAUUACUAACCAUCUCAAAAGCACUCCAAUUACGUUCACAUCCAGAUGAACUACAUGUCAAAUUCAAGACACGAAUUACAAAUUGUUGGAGCUCUGGAUGCUGAUCUCCAUAAGAAUCCCACCAUUGAGCUGGAGUUUUAGUAUAAAUUGCAUUUUUAGCUACUUUACUACCAAAAAACUCUUUUCGAGUUUUAAAAUCUUUAAGUUGAACAUCCAUCUUAGUGAUUAAAUCUGGAUUUCCUGUCAUCCUUUCCAUACAAGCAUAAAACUGCUUCUUAAGCUCAUAAGCAAUUUUAAAACCAAAGCUAUAAUGAAUCUGAGGAUUCAAAUAAUAGCCUGCAGCAUGCAAUGGCCUAUGAAGUUGGUUGCCCCAUCUUGCAUCAAUAAUAUCCCAAAUAGGUAUAUAACUAAAACAUAAAAAAGUUAAUAAAUUAGUUACAAAAUAAACAAUAUUUUCAGAAUUUAAAUUUUUUAACUCUCUCUGGCUUUUACUUUUCUACCUCUGCCGUUAUUACAUUUUACAAUUACACUUUACACGUAUCAUUCAACAUUAUGUACAACUCUUAUGCAUUAAUUAAAAAAUAAAAUAAUUAGACAUUUUACCUUGUCUCAACUCCUUAAAAUGCAUCUCGUAUUUUUUCCUUUGCACUUGUCAUUUCUUCAUAAAUAAAUCCCAUUGCCGGCUUUUCUUCUGAAUCCACCAUACGAAGCACAUGAAGAAGAGGGUAGGCAGCCCUCAAGCAAAUUACGACUUCCUUCCAAAACACCUUAUCUAACACCACACUUGCAAUUAUCUUUCCAUAUUUUGUCUUUGCAAAAUUACUAGAAGUCCAUUGAUUAGAAAGAAAUAUUUUUAUUAAGGAACCUUUGUUGUCAUUGAGACAUCCCAAAGUAAAGUAAGAAGUUGCAAAACAGGUCAUACCCGGCCUCACCAAAUCUUUCCCCUUAGUGUGGAUGUGUAGUAGUGCAAUAAGAGCAGUUCUAGCAUAUAUGUAAGUAGUAAUCUUUCUACCUUUAUAAAUUGUAUCCUUGUGAAGUGUUACUUUUUUUUCCAAGUCUUCUAACAUUAAAUUAAUGCAAUGUGUUGCACAAGGCGUCCAAAACAACUUUUUUCUCUUUUUCAUUAGCAUUUCUCCUGCAGCUUUGUAGUUAGCCGCAUUAUCGGUGACAACUUAGAUGACAUUUUCUUCACCAACCUCUUCAACCACAUCAUCUAUCAUUUUAAAGAUUUUAUCAGCUGUCUUAGUAAUGUGAGAGGCAUCAAUGGAUUUCAAAAAAACAGUCCCUUUAGGACUAUUAACCAAAAAAUUUAGGAUGGUCCGUCUUCUCUUAUCUGUCCAACCAUCAGUCAUUAUUGUGCAGAUUGUUGAACAAGCUCCACGUGUUUCUUCAAAAGAGGCACCCUUAAUUCAUGGUAGGAUGGUGGCUUGAAUCCUUGUCCGUAUCUUAUAGCUUUUUCAAACAUUCUACUGUAUUUCUCGCUCCUUGAAACAUUAAAGGGGAUGCCAUUGUUGUAGAAAAAAGUACUAAUCUCUAAACAUACUUUCUCUCUCAAAUUCUUCUUAAAUAUAUUGUUGAUUAUUGUUUGAGUACUAAUGCGUGUUUUCUUGAAUAUGUUGCCAUCUAGUUCUUUUUCCUUUCUUUUUUCACCGGUAGUGUCAACUUCUUUAGUAGCUUCUCCUGGGCUUGCCCCACCCAUGUUUGUUUUCUUCAUCAAAUUUACUUGUAACCCACUCACAACAUCCCACAUUUGCUUCUUAACUUCAUCACUAACAGUUGUACAAGCCCCAACAUCUUUUUGAGUUCCUGCUAAGUGGUGUUUCAAUCUAUAAACUCCUCCUGAAAAAAUUUUAUGACAGUAUUUACAUUGUAUCUUCUUUCCAUCUUCUCCAACAGAUAUCCCGUGCUCCCAUCCUACAUCAGUUCUACUUCCAAGAGCAUUCUUAGCAACUUUUUUUUACAAGUGAUUCCAGCUGUACUUCCUGACUGAGAAGCUGGAAUGUUAGUCAGAUUUUCACUUGCAUUAGCUUGAGUCGAUGCCAUUCCUGUUUAGAAAAAAAUAAAAACAGUAAAUAUUUAAUGAAUCAAUUCAAUAUCAUAGCAAAAAUUUAACAAUUUAACAAAAAUUACAAAAUUGUGUUCAAUUUCAAGUACAACCAUCCAAGUUCAACAACAAAAAUUUAACAAUCCAAUUUGAACAAAAAAUACCAGCAUAACAAAAAUUCAAGAAUUAUAUUCAAUGUCACAACAACAAUUCAGAGAAAUAGAUAGUUAUAAAAUUAUUGGGAUAUAGGUGACAAAGAAGUUUCAAUCAGGUAGCUCAGAUGAAGGAUCAACCAGUAAAAAUGAUAGCAAUGAACAAACUGCUAAAACAAACGGUGAUUCAUUGUCUUCACUAACUGAAUAUUUCACUUUUUCAUACAAUGUCCUCAUUUGGAUACACUGGAACAGACAAAAGCAGACACUUAUUAUUAGUAUCUGACUGUAUAAUGCAAGAAGCUUUGAAUGCCAUGAUGAUGAAAUCGAAAUAGUUGAAUCUCCCAAAGUAAUAUAUAUUAAAUUGAUGAUACUAAUUUACACAUUUUGACUUGAUCAUUUUGCUAGUUGACAAAAUAACUUGGCCAAGAAAAUAAACGGUAGAAUCUAUUCAACUAGAAUGAUGUGUAUAAUCCAAUUGCAAUAACUAAAAAUGAGGAUAUGUUAAUAGAAAUGAGUUGUUGCAAGUUGCAACAUGCAUUGAUCAAAAUAUUGGUAAAGUCCUGUUUUCAUUAUUAGUCCUGUUUUCAUUAACAUGAAUUAACAUGAUGUCUUAUUAUUAGUCCUAUUUUCAUUGAUCAAAAUCAAAGCUAAAGUCAAAAGCUUGUUGUCAAGUAAUUUGAAUUGUUCAACAGUGCAACUUCAAUAUAUAUAGCAUCUUUAUAUACAGUGCUUCACCUUUUUCAUUGAUCAAAAUCAAAGCUAAAGUCAAAAGCUUCUUAUCAAGUAAUUUGAAUUGUUCAAUAGUGCAACUUCAACAUAUAUAGCAUCUUCAUAUACAAUGCCUCACCUUUAUCAUUCAACAAGUAAUAUGUGAAUUAUUGGUAAUUAACAAUAACAAAGGUUUUACUAUACUAGCUAAGUCCCACUUCACAUGAUGCCAUGUUACUUGUUUAAUUUAAUUUCUGAAUCUAAGGAUUAAUUUAAUUUAAUUUUAAAAAAGUGGAUUCUAGUUCUAGGUUAUUGAAUUGGAAGUAAAGGACAUUGUAUUUAGAGACAUUUCCAAUAAAGCCUGUUGCUAGUACUAAUGAUGGAAUAGAAGUUCUUGGAGAGUUGAGAGAAUCGAGUAAUUCACCAGAGAACAAUAUAGAAGUGUUGGAAUUGGAAGGACACCAGGAGGGGUCUGAAUUAAAUGGUAUAGAGACCCCAAAGACUACUAGUUUAGUGGAUGAAAAAUUUGAGGAUGGUGUUAAAAAUCAUUUAUUAAACAACACUGCUCAAGAUGAAGUGAAAAGUUUAGGAGGGACAUUGGUGGAAAGCACAGAGCAGUCAACCCACCAAGAAACAUUUAGUUGUGAAUCAGAUGUCAAUCAGAGUUAACAUUAUAUAUAAACAAUUUCAUUAAUUUUUAUCUUAGAAAUUAGGAGGAUUAAACUGUGUCAAAUAUUUAUAAUUUUUAAAUGAAACAUUAAUUAAUAAGAAAGAGCUAAAAGCAAAACCAUGAUAUAAGAAUGGAUAAAAGCAAAUCACUUUUUGUUUCACGUUUCGAUCGCCAUUAUUAAUCCAUGUUUUCCAUUACAUUAUUGUUUUAAUACAUCAAAAGAUGGUGAUAGUAAAAUAGCCUAUUGAUUUGCAUUGAACCUCAAGUUCAAGUAUCGCACCAUAAUACUACCUCUGAAGCCAUUAACCAAAACCAGCUGGUGGAUGGAGCUAAGGUAAGUUUAUUCAUUGAUAUUUUGUACAUUAAGUUUGACAGGACAUAUUUGUGGAAAAGAGUCGAGGUGCAAUAUCCUCUCUCAAAAUUUGGCAUAUACUCGUAACAUACAAGUUAUUUUCAGGUCUGAGAUCACGGUUUUUCAGGUCUCAAAACUUACUAUAAUUCGUAUAAAAUCAUAAUCUAAAUUGAACAAUAUAAUUAAUCUGCAAUAUAAUCAGUAAACCAAUAAAGAUAGACAAUAGCAAUUCAACCUACAAUAUAAUCCAUAAUAAACAAGUACAACAACAGAUUGAACUGACUUUGAAGAGGAUCAAAAUUAAAA